AUGAGGCCAGUCCCGCCCAGGGAAGAGACCGAGUCCCCGAUUCUAAAAUCGAGGAAAGAUAGCAAGAGAAAAAGGUCUUCGACACCCGAAGACCCCCAAGACAGGAGGGCCCCUACUCGAAGGCUAAGGAGGAAACUCAUUCACGUGGACAUAGACUCAGUCCAUCAACUGAAAGAUGAAGAAGAAGAAGACGAGGGCGAAGAAUCGGCACUGGUGACCCGAGCCAGGAAGCCAGUCGAAGCCGUCAAGCCUUCCAAACCGGAGACCCUGCCUCUUGGUGAGGAGGCUCCGAAGAAAAGCGUAGGUAAAGCCCACGAAUCACCUGAGGUCGAGAUCGUUCCUCUUCCUCCAACAAGCACACCAAAGGGGACAAGUACCGAGAUACCUGGAUCUGGACAGAGCGCCCCGAGCGACAUACUCGGGGCCAUGACAAUAGGUCACUCUCCUCCUAUACCAACUUAUUAUGAGGAGGCAAUAAGGAAAGCUCAAGCUCUACAAACGCCUGACCCGAGCGGAGUCCCUGGUGAAGAAGAUCCUUUCCGGGAUUGCUUUACUGGGGUCGAUGAUGCCGCCGACCUCAACAACGCAUCUACCCUAUUCGAAGAGGCUCACCGUCCUUUUGCUCAGGCCAUUACUAGGUUCAGGGCCGAGCAGAGCCAAUGUAAGGCCGAGCUCAAGAAGUCUUUGGCAGAAGGGAAGCUGCAGCGAAAAUUGGAGAUGAUCGGGCAGCUUCGAGGGGAGGUCGAUCAAGUUAAGGCCGACUGCAACCAAUGGAAAGAAAAUAUGGAUCGGCUUGCUGCUGAGAAAGAGGCUGCUCUAGCGCAACUGGCCUUGGCUGAGACCCAGCUCUGGGGUGCUAAAGUGAAAAAUAUGGCCCAGGCCAAGAAGAUCGAUGAGCUCGAGGCCAAACUUGCCACAACCGGGGCUGAGGUUGCUGAAGCCAGGGCCGAGAAGACGAAGGCCACAACUGAAAAAACCGUUGCUGUGUACCUAAGGGAUGCUGAGGCUGCUCAAAUGGAAUUAAGGGAAGCCUCCAACCGGGAGAAACGGAGCAAUGAUAUAGUUAAGUGUCAAUCCUGGAGGGAGACCCUCGAAGAGAUCCAAGCUCGAGGUUUCAACCUUACCGAGGAGAUAGCCCAAGCAAAAGCGCUCGAAGCCGAUGCUAAGUUUCUCGUCUCCUCUAAUGAUGAUGAUGACGAAGGCAGCUAA
Nicotiana attenuata is the source of this 1209-nucleotide messenger RNA. Its product is annotated as MAP7 domain-containing protein 1-like. NCBI's taxonomy places the organism in Eukaryota, Viridiplantae, Streptophyta, Magnoliopsida, Solanales, Solanaceae. The record is from RefSeq and is a predicted model, not a curated record. The coding region runs from base 1 to 1209 and encodes 402 amino acids. The transcript has 3 exons.